This is a messenger RNA of Arctia plantaginis, 2565 nucleotides long. The record is from the annotation of a GenBank genome assembly. NCBI's taxonomy places the organism in Eukaryota, Metazoa, Arthropoda, Insecta, Lepidoptera, Erebidae.
AUGAAAGUGCAGAGCUCGCUUAUGGGAGUUGGCGGUUGGUACGAAACCUUAGCGGCCGGUUGGCUUGCGGACAUGAGGAGUAAGCAGGUCCCAACGUCCACCACCUCGGCCAGGCGGCUCGCCGCCCUAAUCCGUCCGCUGGCGAGCGGCGGGUCGGAGGGCAAGCCUUCCGAGGAAGAAGAAGAGCGAGGAGGGUCACCCCUCGGCCCUGGCGGUCCCUAUGGCUGCAGUCAGUGUCGGGGUGCCUACCCUACGCGCGAGCAGCUCGAGCGCCACGAGACUCUGCACGCGCCCAACACACAGGUGGAUACCGUCAAAUAUUCUUGCAAGAUCUGCCACAAGAGCUUCGCGAACGUGUACCGCCUCCAGCGGCACAUGAUCAGCCACGACGAGAGCGCAUUGCUUCGCAAGUUCAAAUGCAACGAUUGCGAUAAAGCAUUCAAAUUUAAGCAUCAUCUAAAGGAGCACUUACGAAUACAUAGCGGCGAGAAACCCUUCGAAUGUGCCAAUUGUGGCAAAAAGUUUUCCCACUCCGGUUCCUAUUCGAGCCACAUGACCUCCAAGAAAUGUCUCGUCAUGAACCUCAAAAUGGGAAGGAUCAAAGCUAAUAAUCCAGCUCUUAACCCAGAAAAAAGUCCAUCACGCAGACGGAACAAUGCCAUGGUUGCAUCACAGUUGAACAACAACAUUGCAACGAAUGGCAAUUCUUUCCUUCCUAUUCUCCCGAAGUACACAGAUGCUGCUGCCUUUUUUGCAUCCAUGUCAUCACCAGAUAAUAAUUUCCAUCGUCCGCCUUUGGGACAGCCUGGUCUUAAUCCCUUUUAUAUGCCACCUGGUAUGCCGAUAAGUCCAGCCAGUGCUAUAGCUCCUUACAGUAUACCGGCCUCCCUCAGCCAAUUCUUUGAGACAUUAGCUUCAACACAAUAUCAACCGAGAAAAAUUGAGAAUCCUGCAAGUCCUAAACAAGCUCCCGCAGAUCCUGAAGAUUUGAUAGAGGAAGUUACGGAGGAAGAUGAUAAGCGGUCAGAAGGAAGUGCUGAGCUUGUGAUGGACAUAGAAGACGAUGAACCUGUAUCCAUAAAAAAAGAGCGUGAAGAAAUAGAUAAUGAUUUAAGAUCGCCGCCGCAACAUUAUGAUUCCGUCCCCUCAAAUAACAACGGUCUUGACUCACAGAAUCAAUCAGCAUACAAUUCUAUAUUAGAAUCUGUAAGCGCUUCCGUAACCAAACAUUUCUUCAGAGCCAACAUGGAAAAACUUUCGCCGGUUUCGGGUAACAUUAGCCCUAGCAUAGAGUCACCGCCCACAUCUCAUGUUAUUGUAAAGGAAGAGCCGGAUGACACUCACAGGUGUCUCAAAUGUGACACAUCCUUCAGCAAUAAAAGCGAUUUAUUAGAUCAUGAAAAAGAGAUCUGUGGAAAUUUAUUUAGAAAACACGAGGGACUGGCAGCUCAAGUGGCAGAAACGGUAGCUCUUAAUAGGUUAGAAGCCGAAAUGCGUGCUUCCAUACAGAGUGGUGUAAGUGCUAGCGAAGAUGAAGAGUACCAAAAGGAAGAACGCGACGAUAAGAUAUCGAUUCACGACAAUGAUAGAAAAAUUCGUGUACGAACAAAUCUGUCUGAAGAACAGCAACUGGUGUUAAAAGAACAUUACGCAUUAAACUCGCGACCUAAUCGUGAAGAGUUUAAAAGAAUAGCUCAACAGAUUGGCCUUGACAAUAGAGUGGUACAGGUAUGGUUCCAAAAUAACAGAGCCAGAGAACGACGCAUGACCGCAUCCGAUCAGCCGCUGGAUUUAUCGACAAAAAAAUCUAACCCAUCAGUGACGUCAAGCCCAUCGCCGUCGCCACCAUGUAGCCUUUCUGUGACACAUUCGGACUCCGAAGAGGCAGUCAAUUUGAGUCAGAAAUCUUCGCGAAGCACGACACCGCAUCGCACUAAUUAUCUGAAUACUUAUCCACAUUCCAAUUGUUCUUCAUCAUCUUUUACCGAUUUUCGAUUGUCCCCCUCACCUGGGGAACCCAUUAACGGACAGAAACGAUUACUACCCCAGAAGUUACACGUAAAUCCUUCAGUCCCAAUGGACAAACUCCUUCAAUACAACGAUAUGGCGAAUGGAAGGUCGCCUAUACUUAACAUGCAUCUUUCUUCAGAUAUGAGUCGACCAGGCUUAAGUCCAUCAUAUGAACGCACCCCGUGGAGCGAUGACAUGCACGUGUCUCACGACAUUGAAGAUGACGCAUCUGUACUUAAAAAAAGUAAACUAAAGCAUGGAGUCGAGUUCAAAGAAGGCGAGGGACAGUUUGUAUGCGACCAAUGCGACAAAACAUUCGUGAAACAAAGCUCCCUCGCCAGGCACAAAUACGAACACUCAGGUCAACGCCCUUACAAAUGCGGCGAGUGUCCAAAAGCAUUCAAACACAAACAUCAUUUGACGGAACACAAGCGUCUGCACACCGGAGAAAAACCCUUCCAGUGUUGCAAGUGCUUCAAGAAGUUCUCCCACUCCGGCUCCUACAGUCAGCACAUGAACCACAGGUUCGCUAUCUGCAAGCCGUACCGGGACUAG